Funneliformis mosseae is the source of this 1308-nucleotide messenger RNA. The record is from the annotation of a GenBank genome assembly. Lineage: Eukaryota; Fungi; Glomeromycota; Glomeromycetes; Glomerales; Glomeraceae.
AUGCUAUCUUCUGAAUUUUAUUCAAGUCUUUCAAGGGAUUUAACAAGUUUAUUGACAGAUUCGUCAGAUUAUAAUAUGAUCAUCAAUGUGGGAGAGGAGCCUAAUGUGAAGCGGUAUCAUGUACACUCGAAUAUUUUAAGGGUUCGAAGUAAAUAUUUUUCUAAAGCCGUUAGUGCGGAUUGGGUUAAAAAGAAGGAUGGAAUCAUUUUAUAUGAGAAACCGAAUAUCGAGAGCGAUGUUUUCGAUAUUAUACUAAGUUACAUUUAUGGGGGGAGGAUCAAUUUCACUGAUGACACAAGUUCAUGGAAGAUAUUUGAUUGUUUAAAAGCGGCUGAUGAAUUAUGCCUGGAAGAGUUUUUGGAGUACACACAGGAUUACCUGUUGGAGAAUCGUAAGGAAUGGUUAAAAGACAAUUUAUCUAUCAUGUAUCAAGACACAUUUCCACCAAGUUCUUUGACAAAGAUACAAGGAUAUUGUAUAAAUCAAAUUCGAAAAUAUCCUUUCAUGCUCUUUAAUUCAAAAGAAUUCGUUGACAUACAUGAGGAAUGUUUGAGGGUGUUGGUACAAGAUGAUUACCUAGAGAUUAAUGAAUUGGAAUUAUUCGAAAAAUUAAUUGAAUGGGGUGUGGCCAGGACGAGGGAUUUAAAUCAAACGGACAAUCAAACAAUUAAUGAAAAGAAUUUUGACUUAUUAUCAUCAACUCUUGAUAAAUUAAUCAAACAUAUCAGGUUUCAUAACAUGGAUAGUGAGGGAUUUUAUUCAAGGGUCGAACCAUUGAAAUCGGUUCUGGGGACGAAAUUUUAUGAUGAGAUGAAAGUUUAUCAUAAUAAAUCCAGGAUAAAAGAUGAAGGGACCUCGAACGGUGUUUCCACCUCUCCCAUACCGAAAUCAAAUAAUUUGUUACCACAUCGUGGGGCGAUAAUAUCAAAAAUAAUGAACUUGGAACAAGGGGCGAUAAUUUCAAGUUGGAUUGAUAGGAAGGAUUUACCAUCAGAUGGAAUCGGUCAUGAUAUGAGUAGAACCAAUCGUCAGGGGAGGAUCGCAAGACCAACAAUUGAAGAGAGAGGAAAUGCUUUAAACAUGUGGAAAAGUAGCGGUCCAAGUUUUGGAAAAUUUGAUAUUUUAAUGCAAAAUGGUGGCAUUAGGCUUAAACAUAAGAGUUUUGUUCCAAACAUCAUACCUUUAAAAGACGGUGAGACUUUUAAGAUUGAAGAUUAUGAGGUUUUUGAGGUCACUCAAAAAGUUGAAAAUAUCGUAGAUAGGAGAGAGAGAGAGAAUGGGGAGAUUGCUGUCGAAAUCCAAUCAUAA